Molecule: messenger RNA, 4241 nt
Organism: Oncorhynchus kisutch (coho salmon)
Lineage: Eukaryota; Metazoa; Chordata; Actinopteri; Salmoniformes; Salmonidae
Product: neuronal membrane glycoprotein M6-b
Exons: 7
Coding region: 252-1103 (283 amino acids)
Biological process (GO): central nervous system myelination; axon development
Cellular component (GO): myelin sheath; plasma membrane
Molecular function (GO): structural constituent of myelin sheath
Source: RefSeq, a predicted model, not a curated record
GUGCAAAUAAAGCAGACCUAGAAUAUUUCCUGGGAAAAGAAGGAUUUCAAGUGAUGUAUGGUGGAGCAUAAGGUUAGCUGGCAGCGUUGUUUCUGGAGCUGUGCUUUAGUCAGUCGGGGCAGCACGAGAGAGAGAGAGAGAGAGAGAGAGAGAGAGAGAGAGGGGAGAAGAGCGCGCGAUGGAGGGAGGGAGAGAUAGGAGAGAAUUCUGCUGAAAGGAAGCAUUUUUAGUGGAUGGGAUAAAACACAACCAUGGAAACUACAUCAGAAGAGAACCGAGAGCAGAGCCAGGAGAAAAAAGGUUGCUUCGAGUGCUGCAUCAAGUGUCUGGGCGGGGUGCCGUAUGCAUCGCUGGUGGCCACCAUCCUAUGUUUCUCCGGCGUGGCCCUGUUCUGUGGCUGCGGCCAUGUGGCCCUCACCGGCACCCUUACCAUCCUGGAGAACCACUUCUCCAAAGUCACCUCUGACCACGCCAUGCUGACCGACGUAAUACAGCUGAUGCAGUACGUCAUCUAUGGCAUCGCCUCCUUCUUCUUCCUCUACGGAAUCAUCCUGCUGGCCGAGGGCUUCUACACCACCAGCGCUGUGAAGGAGCUGCACAGCGAGUUCAAGACCACCAUCUGCGGACGAUGUAUUAGUGGCAUGUUUGUGUUCCUGACCUACAUCCUGGGUAUCGCCUGGCUGGGUGUGUUUGGUUUCUCCGCCGUGCCCGUCUUCCUCUUCUACAACAUCUGGUCCACCUGCAACGCCAUGAGGUCACCUGUGGCUAACCUCACCAACGUGGACACCAUCUGUGUCGACGUUCGUCAGUACGGUAUCAUCCCCUGGAACGCAUCGCCAGGCAAGGCUUGUGGGUCCACACUUGGAGACAUCUGUAAUACCAGUGAGUUCUACCUGUCCUACCACCUGUACAUCAUAGCAUGUGCUGGAGCCGGGGCCACCGUCAUUGCUCUGAUCCACUUCCUCAUGAUUCUCUCAGCAAACUGGGCCUACCUAAAGGAUGCCAGUCGCAUGCAUGCCUACCAAGACAUCAAACUGGAGGAAGAACAGGAGCUGCAUGACAUCACGUCUCGUUCAAAGGAAUGCCUCAAUUCCUACACAUAAGGAUUACGCCCUGGUCCGCCCUCACACACACACACACACACACACACACACACACACACACACACACACACACACACACACACACACACACACACACACACACACACACACACACACACACACACACACCAUCUCAGGCGGUCUGACCAAGAGAACCCAUAACCUGCCAGCUGCCCUCAUUCAGCGCAGUGCUAACGCGGCUCCUAACAAACUAAUGCAUCAAUGUCUCUUUCUACAACUAACUGAUCAAGACGUCUGUGUCAGAACCUCUGUUUUGUGUUUCGUGUGUGAAUAUCCUUUUGUUUUUAUUUUUCUCAUUUUCAUAGGAAUGUUUUUGUUGCGAUUUAUAAUUUUUCUUAUUUUUUAUUUUUUUCUAACCAGUGAUUGCUGGUGAACUUGAAACAAUGCACUAUUCUAAAACAUGAAGGAAAUAAAUAAUGUUUUAGAGUGUUCUGUUAUGAUUCUGGUCUGACUGUCGGCCAUUAUGAAUAAGGAAGAGCGGGAAGUUCUUGUCAGCGAGAAGAGAAUCCGUUUUUUUAAUUUUUUAAAAUCAAAGAUGCAGUUUUGAUUACACCUCAUAGCACAACAUGAAACACCUUACAACAUCACAGAUAUAUACAAGUGGUGCGAUGUGCUGUUGCUAAUUGCAAACAAGUUUGUUCCUCCUGGCUCUGAAUGGAGAGCAUAUGAAGAGGAGGAAUGUAAAGGCAAAACAACAUUCUAUUGUGCAACAGAACAUGUACAGUGCCUUGCGAAAGUAUUCGGCAUUUAUACGGAGACUUGAUUACACACAGGUGGAUUGUAUUUUUCAUCAUUAGUCAUUUAGGUCAACAUUGGAUCAUUCAGAGAUCCUCACUGAACUUCUGGAGAGAGUUUGCUGCACUGAAAGUAAAGGGGCUGAAUAAUUUUGCACGCCCAAUUUUUCCGUUUUUGAUUUGUUAAAAAAGUUUGAAAUAUCCAAUAAAUGUCGUUCCACUUCAUGAUUGUGUCCCACUUGUUGUUGAUUCUUCACAAAAAAAUACAGUUUUAUAUCUUUAUGUUUGAAGCCUGAAAUGUGGCAAAAGGUCGCAAAGUUCAAGGGGGCCGAAUACUUUCGCAAGGCACUGUAUGUGUUGGGCUUCUUUGACAAGGUGUUUACGUUACCCCUCUGCCCAUUUCAAACUGAUAGGGUUUCAAAAAACUGUUCUCUUGCUAGUAGUUGAAGUAGGUAUGAUCAUUCUGAUUCUAGAAUUUCAUAAGUUACAUUCCAACUAAAAUGUUAAUAUUUGAAUUGAAACUGUAAUAAUGAUGUAAAAUCCUAAUUCCCUAAAAGAGGAACUACCUCAUGCCUACGCAGGUACACUUACUGAACAUGCACAGGUGUUUUACCUGAGAUAACCACGUGCCCAUGUAACUGUAAACAAACCCGUGGCGUUUUUUUUAUUUUAUUUGAGUCCUUUUAGGAGGAAUCCUUUACAUUUUAGUCCUUAAACUUUGAGUCCUUACACCAUUAGUCCUUACAAUUUUAGUUUAUUUCUUUUUUAUUUCUUUUACCCUGGCAAGUGAAUGGUGCCAAUACAAUUAUACAGUUAGACUGACCAAAAUAUGUCAUCUUAAUACAAGGCCAUUGUGUGAUUCCAUGGUUAAUAAUUAGUAUCGUUUUAGUUUUUCAAAUGUAGCAUUUUUAUAGACAGUCUACAUUUAAUUUAAAAUGUCUUGAUUAAUGUCUUUGUGAGAUGAAAAAUAAAGGUCAAAUUUGACUAUUAAACAUGAGGAUGGUUUGUUGCACAGAGGGGCUUGUAUGUCCAAAGUAUUGUUGGGAUGAAUAAAUGUUUCUUAUUGUAUAGUGUAUGAUCUUCCACAGUUCAUCCCAAAUUCCCAUUUGUGACUUGAAAUUCCCAUUUGCGAUUGUGGAAUCUUUAUCCCUGUAACUACAAGAUACAACAUUUUACUUGAUUGAGAGAAAACUAGUGUUCAUGUGCUUUGUUACCAUGGCAAACCUUGUGAUUUAGACAGUUUUUUUAAUUGUACCUUUAUUUAACUAGGCAAUUCAGUUAAGAACAAAUUCUUAAUUUCAAAGAUGGCCUAGGAACAGUGGGUUAACUGCCUGUUCAGGGGAAGAAGGACAGAUUUUUACCUUGUCAGCUCGGGGAUUUGAACUUGCAACCUUCACGGUUACUAGUCCACCGCUCUAACCACUAGGCUACCCUGCCGCCCCAGUGCAAGUAACGUUAACCGUUCUCUUUUCAGGCUGAGAUAACUCUGUGUUAGGGUGUUGAUCUGUACAAUUUAAACAUGUUACAUGUCAGGAGUUGUUUUGUUGUUGUGAUGUUUCAAUCUUGUUUUCUUUUAUUGAAGAUAUAACCACUUAAAAGAACAAACAAACAAAAAUGUUUCUAAAUCUCUUGAAUUGUAUUUCAGUAUUGUUUUUUUUUUACGUGCAAUUGUUAAAAUACUGACAUCAUUACUGAUGCAAUCUUUAUCUGUUAUUUAGAAGAGACUUACAGGAAUAUUGACGUUUAUUCAUUAGUGCAUUAUUAAGGAUAAACUGUUUAUGCAGUGAUACAGGUGAUGUGUAGUCAUUUGUACUGACAACUAUGGUAGGCAGUGUUUGCCGGUUUCCAGAGAACAAUUUAGUCCAGGGUAUGUCCACUAUUAGUCAAUGUAGUCCACGGUGUUUCUUAGUUCUGAAGUACAUAACUCCUCUAUAGUAUUUUCUAUUAGUGUCAAGGUCUUCCUUGGGAAUUAUUUCAGGUAAUAAUUAACUUGUCACAGUAUUCUGAAUAUUGAUCAUCACACCUCACCCUACGAUUGAAAAUGCCAAUAUGACCAUGAAUAGAAUACGGUUCGGCCAAAGUUUAUAAGCCACUGUAUGUCUUGAUUGUUUUGUAAACAAAGUGGCCUCUGAAAUAUAGUACAAUUCAAAAGGUUUGUAGUGGCCUGCAGGAAUAUGACGUUGAUGUGAAUUGAAUGACAUUACCGUCCCAUCAUGCAGUGCUUCCUGUGUAUAAUGUACCAAAAAAGAAUAGUAAUCAAAAUGGCUUCCAAUCAAACACCAGGAGGACACCAAUCCAACGUCCUGGCUGGGAUCCCUUUUGACAUUUCUCUCUCUCUAAUUGUUUUUAUGAAAAUAAAAAAAUACAAAUAUGUACUCCUAAA